AUUCGUUGCUGUACUGACACGUUUACUCCACAUGAGCACGUUUUAUUUUCUUGUGAUAAAUUAAAUUUAGAUGUAAUUUUAAUCUACAAUUUUUCCAUCGCGAGAAGUAAAGCUUUUAUUCGAAGACGAACACCAGGAAAAAUAUUGACUCAGCUAUUUUGGUAAAAGGUUUUUAUUUACUCACCAAGGUAUGGAUUUUAAGCAACUGAUGAACUUGGCCUCGCAGAAUAAAGCUCGAGCACCAAAACAGGUAAUUAUAAUGAUUAAUAUUUCUAUUACUGUAUGUAUGGCUAAAGCUUAAAGCUGAUCUGAAAGCAAGAACAAUCAUGAGAAAUAAAUGUCAUUAUUAUAUGGCUGAGUCUGUUUUCACCAUGUGAUUGGUCAAUUUGCGGUCCAUAACUUGCUAUACAGACCAAAAUUUCGAAGAAAAUGCUCCUUUCAGAGCUCUAAAUCUCUUUACCUCGGAAAAAAUGUUGAAAUUAAGUUACAAGACGUCUAUCAACCUUGAUUUUGACUUUGUCCUUCAACAUUUUAGACUGUGAUUAUUUGUGAAUGAAGGUGAUGAAGAAAGUAACUCGUGAUCUUAUCGAAGAGGAUUCUAGUCAGUGUUUGAAAGUUUUAUCGUAGUACACAGUUAAGAAGACAAAAAUCGACUGGCAGAGAUUCGAGAUGUUUUGCCUAAGAGAAAAUGAGUAAUUCUUUCGACAAAUAUGAUAACAAACAUGCCUGCACCCGAUCAUCUUUCCAAAGACCAAUGAAAGAAAGAUAGAAGCAACUUCGAGCCAGACACAAUUGGACACACAGUGGCUUACAAUUCAAGAGUUGGUUGUUUCCGGGGGGGGGGGGUUAGGGUUAGGGUUAGGGGGGGUCCAACAGUACUGUAAGGCCUUGAUGACUUUGGUGUUAAGGAUAGGUUAUGGGAGGUGCUCGCACAAAUUAGUGGUCACACAUAGCUUGACCUUGACGUCAAUCUCUUACUCUUUCUUAAAACCUACUGUAUCAGUUAAUUCUAAAAGCAGUUAUGACUGGUACUUAGAAGUCUACAAUUUUUUGCCUGGAGUUGUUGAGCUCUAUGGCACAAUGGCUGGGCUUGCAAAAGGUGCAGAACAGCCUUUUACGCACUGCAGCAGUCUUUUAUGUUAGGAGAAAAAUAGCUAUAAAAUUUUCUUUGAAAUAAGAUUCAAGUAUAGAUUUAUUUGGCAUUUCACAGAGUAACUAUAAUAAGGUUUUCUAAAUGUAGGAAACCAGAGAUGUGGCUUCAAAGAAUAACAAAUCUAACCAGAGUGGGGUGUCAGAUGAGGCUGUGAAAGCCUUUCUGGCAAAGAAAGAACUCGAAAAGAAGAGGAAAGCAGGUAAGACCUUUGAUUAAUAGAAAAUCAAAUCCCAGAUUUGUAGUUCUUACAGUUUUUGUUCCACCUCUGUUGACAGAUGAUUAAUUUUUUGUGAGCUUUGUGUGUUACAGGUGCUGGUGUACAUGUAUUUAAACAAAACAAUCUAUCAAAAAACAUAGUAAUGUGGUAAGUCAAAAUUGACCAACCACUUAAGCGUUAACAAUAUCACAUGGUUUAUCAGGGGGCAACAAGUGAAAACAUUUCCCAUGCAAGAAAUGACAAUGAAAGUUUGAAAUGAAAGUUUGUUUAUUCUAGAUUAAUGGCAAAUAUUUAUUAUGGGUGGAAGUGAUUGUUGUUAUUUUUUUGGAUAGUCAUAUUAGCAAAUUUUAUCACUUAUUUGCCCCCUGUAAUAUCACAUGACAUUACUUUUAUCCCAUUGAACUUUAAGUCUGUGCUAAGAUGGCAGGUCUUGUGAAUAAGAUCGGUAGGGGUUUGGUGUACUCUUUGGGGGUGGUGGAGCCAAGUCCUACAGGCUGAGCUUGUAGGGUAAUCUUGACAACCCUGUAAGCAACAACGACCAGGCACAAUCAUGGCAUAUAGCAGUGAGAAAAAAUUUGCACUUGGUACUUGCUUUUAUGAGGGAUGUUGCAACACAAAAUGUAACAAAAAAAAUUUGGCAGGAUAGUUGCAGAAUCACAGGUUGGACUCCCUGGAAAAACCCCUCUGUCUACAGCCCCACAGCGGGGAAGGAUUACUGGUCAGCUGUUUUCUUGAGUUUAGCCUGAGUCAGUUAUUUUAGUGACAUGUAAUUUAUUAAAGUUAUUGGUUUCCGUGAUUGUCCAUACAGCUGAGGAAGAGGCUGCAAGGAGAGCUAGGAUUGAAGAACGCUUGACUCAAUCUCUUGGCAUCAAGAAGAAAGAAUCAGUAAAUGGUACAUCUCAUGAUAAAACAGCCAGUAAUGAACAGAAGGGUACGUCUCACAAAAUUAAAUCAGGUGAAAAGCAGGCAGAUAGAAUAAAUAUGAAACAGAAUGAUCACAGAUCUACAAAACAACCACAGAAGAUAACUUCAAAGAAGUUUGAAAGAGAAAAAACAAGACCAUCUCUUGAACCUGUCAAUAAGACUAGUGAAGGGAGUUCAUCGUCUAGAAAAGUUCAUAAAAGGCCAGGGAAGGACAAAAAAGGACCACCCAUGGAUUUCAAAGCUCUUCUAGCUAUGGCUGAGAGAAAUAAAGAUGGUGGAGCUAAAUUGUCAACUGCAAUGGCGCAAGGAAGUAGUAAAAAACAUGAAGAAAACAGUGAUGUGGAAGAACAUGUGAGAAAAAAGGAAGAACGACUGAAAAAGAAGGAAGAGCACAUGAAAAAAUCUGAUAGAAGUUCAGAGCAAAGAAAAGUUCUCGAAACGAAACAGGCUUCUUCUAGUAAGUCUGUGAGCAAAGGUAAAACAAAUGGACAAAUGCAUUCUAAAGGAUCUUUACAAUUUAAAGGUGAAGGUAUUCCUGGCAAAACACAGCCUUCCAGGCAAAUUCAAGAUAGUAAACGAGAUUUGAAACAUUCAGAGUUAGUUAAUGCGAGAAGACAAACAGGAAUUGAAAGAAAAACUUUACCUUCAAUGGCAGCUUCAAUAAGUCACAGAAAAUCGGUUAGCUCCAAGACAAUGCGGCCUAAUAAUGAUAGGAUGCUUAUGAGGGAAGGACAUGUACCAAAAAGAAGGGAUCGUGAUAAUCUUAAGAGAAAGAGGAAUCCUUUUGAGGAUGAAAUGGAUGACUUCAUUGAUGAUGGAGAUGGCGAAGAAGUUGAUGUUUCAAAGUAUAUUAAGGAAAUAUUUGGUUAUGACAGAACAAGGUUUGUAAUGACUUGUUUACCAGCUAUACUGUUAAAAUAUUCAUCUAAAAUCCAUUCAGGUCAUUAAUUUGUCAUCCACUUAGCCAGUGCCAUAAUCUUGCAACCCGAUGUGUAGGAUUAGCCUGUGAAUACAGUUGUCUCUUUUC
Molecule: messenger RNA, 3321 nt
Organism: Porites evermanni
Lineage: Eukaryota; Metazoa; Cnidaria; Anthozoa; Scleractinia; Poritidae
Source: the annotation of a GenBank genome assembly